Molecule: messenger RNA, 330 nt
Organism: Daldinia childiae
Lineage: Eukaryota; Fungi; Ascomycota; Sordariomycetes; Xylariales; Hypoxylaceae
Product: DASH complex subunit DAD1
Exons: 2
Coding region: 1-330 (109 amino acids)
Cellular component (GO): mitotic spindle; DASH complex; mitotic spindle pole body
Source: RefSeq, a predicted model, not a curated record
AUGGCAUCCAACCAGCAGUCACUUCAACGCUCCACGACACCGGUUGGAACCCGCGAGAAGACCUACUUUGAGCAGCAGCGGGAGGCGCUGAUUGAUGAGAUAGCUAUGAGCUUCGAACACGUCCUCGCCAAUAUCAACAAGUUGAACCGGUCUCUCGAGGCCGUAGUCGCCGUUGGCAACGAGUUUUCGUCCGUCGAGGCGUUGUGGUCGCAGUUCGAAGGCGUCAUGGCGAAGGAUCCCGACGAGGGUACACCCGAAGGUGAGGGACAAAGGCAACAGGAUCGGAACGACGGCGAGAGCGGCGAAUCGGCGGCGGCUAGAAAAAGCUGA